Messenger RNA from Podarcis raffonei (Aeolian wall lizard), 1302 nucleotides. RefSeq lists its product as uncharacterized. The record is from RefSeq and is a predicted model, not a curated record. Gene Ontology annotation, molecular function: G protein-coupled receptor activity. Gene Ontology annotation, biological process: G protein-coupled receptor signaling pathway. Lineage: Eukaryota; Metazoa; Chordata; Lepidosauria; Squamata; Lacertidae. Gene Ontology annotation, cellular component: membrane. The transcript has 7 exons. The coding region runs from base 1 to 1194 and encodes 397 amino acids.
AUGAUUAGCCAGUCUCAGAGAUUUCAGUACAGUGAGUCCCACUUACUUGGGGGUUAUGUUCAAGUGCCCCCACACAUAAAUGAAGAUUGGACCACAAGUUGCACUGUCCAUGAUCUGUCCAGCAUUCCACAUGAAUACUACCAACCUGGUCAUCUUAUUGUUGGCGGACUUGCUUCUCAUCUCUUUGCUGUUUUUGACAAAGAAGACUUCAAAGAAAGGCUAACUAUCCAUCAGCGUCUUAAUACACAUAUUGUGCCAAAGAACUAUCAGCAUAUUCUGGCCUUGGUAUUUGCUGUCCAGGAGAUCAAUGAGAACCCCAAGAUCUUGCCUAAUAUUACACUGGGAUUCCACAUCUAUGAUAGUUACUUCGAUGAAAGGAUGACCUACUGGGCUGCUCUGAACCUUCCCUCCACACUUGUCCCCAACUACAAGUGCAACAACCAGAAACACCUGGCGGCAGUUAUUGGGGGACUGGACUUGGAUAUCUCCGUCUACCUGGCAAACAUCUUGGGCAUCUACAAGAUUCCCCAGCUCCAUCCCUUUCUUAGGACUGUCUCCUUCAACAACUCUGCUGGGGAAACAGUAUCUUUUAGUGAGAACAGGGAAGUAGAAGCUGGCUUUGAUAUCACCAACCUGGUCACUUUCCCAAAUAACUCCUUCAUGAGAGUCAAGGUUGGAAGGGUUGGUGUGGAGGCUACACCUGACCAGCCAUUCACCCUUGAUGACAACAGAAUAGUGUGGCACAGAAGCUUUCACCAGGAAGGAGAAGAAGGAGGGGGAGCCAUUCUGCUGCUAUGGUUGUGCUCCAUGUCCUCAAGGCAAGAUUUCAUCCAAAAAGGUAUUGUGCCAAAGAACUACCAGCAUAUUCUGGCCUUGGUAUUUGCUGUCCAGGAGAUCAAUGAGAACCCCAAGAUCUUGCCUAAUAUUACACUGGGAUUCCACAUCUAUGACAGUUACUUCGAUGAAAGGAUGACCUACUGGGCUGCUCUGAACCUUCCCUCCACACUUGUCCCCAACUACAAGUGCAACAACCAGAAACACCUGGUGGCAGUUAUUGGAGGACUGGACUUGGAUAUCUCUGUCUACCUGGCAAACAUCUUGGGCAUCUACAAGAUUCCGCAGAGGAGCAGGCCAGUGGAACCUGCACUGGUGAGGAGAAGCUGGAGAAUCUCCCUUCAUCUGGUUUUGAGAUGAGCAUGACUGGCCACAGCUACAGUCUCUAUAAUGCUGUCUAUGCAACAGCACAUGCUUUACAUGCCAUGUUCUUGUCUAGGACCAAAAACAAAUUAGCGGUGGAAGGAG